AUGUUGCGCUUGGCCGGUGCUAGUGUUGCGCGCUCAUUUGUCAGAAGCUAUGCAAAAGACAUCAAGUUUGGAGCAGAGGGCAGAAAAGCUAUGCUCGUUGGUGUGGAUUUGCUUGCCGACGCGGUCUCAGUAACUAUGGGUCCCAAGGGCAGAAACGUGAUCCUCGAGCAAUCAUGGGGAAGCCCAAAAAUCACGAAGGAUGGAGUCACUGUUGCAAAGGCUAUUGACUUGAAGGAUAAGUACCACAACAUGGGAGCCAAACUCAUUCAGGUAAAAAGCUUUCUUUACCACUGUUCGCAAAGAUCGCAUGUUCGUUGUAUGGGUGUCAGUACCCACCAGAUAUUUCUGGUAAGGCUAUACUAUCUGAAAUUGAGCACAUGCGAGACUUCACGAAACACAGUUACGACUUGA
Molecule: messenger RNA, 411 nt
Organism: Cooperia oncophora
Lineage: Eukaryota; Metazoa; Nematoda; Chromadorea; Rhabditida; Trichostrongylidae
Source: the annotation of a GenBank genome assembly